Plasmodium malariae is the source of this 1383-nucleotide messenger RNA. Its product is annotated as conserved Plasmodium protein, unknown function. The transcript has 2 exons. The record is from RefSeq and is a predicted model, not a curated record. NCBI's taxonomy places the organism in Eukaryota, Apicomplexa, Aconoidasida, Haemosporida, Plasmodiidae. Bases 1 to 1383 code for a protein of 460 amino acids.
AUGGCCAGCGUACCAGCUACAAACGGAGCAGCUGGGGAAAACGGAUCAACAAAUAUGUUAAACAGUGAUAUAAGAUACGACAAAAAUAAUGAUGAAAAUUACAAAAAGUUAAAAGAAGACAAAAAGAGGUUAAAAAAAGAAUUAUUAAUUAAAGAUAGCGAAAUAAAUAGCUUAAAGAAAAUAUUGGAGGAAAAAGAUAAAUCUACAAAAGUAAAUUACAUUCCUUUGAAUGAAGCUAGAAAAAUAACGUAUAAAGCGUUAGUAAAAGGAUCAGCAGCACAAAAAUUUAUUCAUUUAAUAGAAAGUAAUAGUAUAAAUUUUAAAUUAAAAAAAAAAGCUAUAAACCAAUUGGUACUUAAUGCCUUUGGAGAUAUGCAUCAUCAGAAAAAUAGAUACCCUGAAAUUUUAAAGUAUACAGAUUCUCAUUUUAAAUUAUUUAGACAAGAACAAUUAAUUUUAUUAGCUGAAAAUGAAAGGCUCACAUUACAAAUGAAAGAAUUAAAAAAACAACUUCUAGACAACAAAAUAGAAUAUUUUAAAAGGAAUGAAAAGAACCUAAUUAGUACUAUGAAAAGAAGUGCAAUAGACAAGGGAAAAAAAACUUCAAGUUGUAAUUAUACAGGGGAUGAUAACUAUGUCGAAUUAGAUGCAGAUAUUGUAGAAAAAAAUUUUAUUAAUUUAAUAAAGAACUUCAAAAUUGCUCAAUUAAAAUUAUUAUUUUAUGCAUUCAGAAAAUUAAGCAAUAAUUUAUAUUACAAUUCUGAUGCUGUAAAUAUUAAUGCCAGUUUUAUUUCUUCACUUAAAAGAGGUGUCGAGAUCUUAAACAAUAUUUUAAAAUAUAAAAAAAUUGUAAUUAUAUCAAACUCGUUUUAUAAAUUAUUAAGUUAUAAUGAUAGUAAUUUCCUAUAUAAUAAUAAUAGGAAAUAUUCUUACCUUACUAAUAUUAAUCAUUACACUAAAAAUGACUAUACUUGUGAAAAUAUAAAAAAAAAAAGUCACGGCAUAUCUAAUUUUGUGUUUAAACCAUAUUAUUAUGAUAAUUUACCUAGUGCAACAUAUGAUGUAAAAAAUAAAAGAUGUACAUUAAACAAGUUGAAGAAAAACUGCAUAAUACGAGAUAUAUUAAGUAAUGAUGAUGCGGUUGAUGAAACAAUAUAUGACCCAUUUUUUUUUCAAAAUAAAAUAUUAAAUAAUAGUACUGCUACUACCAAUGCCUACCAUAAAAUUUACAAAAAUUCGUACUUCGAUUUAGGACUUGAUAAGAACAAUGAUAAUUCUGAAAAGCGCUCUUAUUAUAGUGAUCUAGAUUACUUUGGCGAAUUCAGCACAUACGACAAGGAAAAGUUUAUUGAUAUGUUCAUAUCUGAAACGUCUAGGAGAUGA